Closterium sp. Naga37s-1 is the source of this 774-nucleotide messenger RNA. Lineage: Eukaryota; Viridiplantae; Streptophyta; Zygnematophyceae; Desmidiales; Closteriaceae. The record is from the annotation of a GenBank genome assembly.
AUGUUCGUUGCCCCUCUAACCACGGUUAAGGGAAGCAGGUCGGCUCUGCGGGACGUCACCAACGAGAACGAUCCGGCGACUCAGAUGAAGCCAGCUGCCAAGCGCAGAUUCGGAGACGCCCUGACGAACACCAUCCAGAAGCCGAUUUCGGACAGCCUGAAUGCUAACACCACCCAGAAGGCCAAGACCAUCCAGAAGGCUCAACCGUCCAUAAACCGUCGACUUAAGCUGGAAGAGGAGAUUCGGGAAAAGGAUUUGUUCGGGUCGGCUCUGAAGGGAGGCCAGAACACGCAGGCCAACGGAGUUCCUGAUGUCAUAAUGCCGCUGCCUUUUACGCAAGUCGAGAAGAUUAGCUCAGCAGUUCAGGAUCUCGCGAUUGAGAAGGACACCAAGGGGAAGACUGAGCAGGAGUUGAUCGCGCUGAACGACAUAGAUGCACUGGCGGAGCUUUAUGCAGCCGAUGGGGUGGAGAGGAUGCCGAUGGAUGGUGAUAGCUACGAGGCAGCCGUGAAGGCUCAGGCUGAUGAAGAAAUUCGUCAGCGCAUUGAGAUGAUUCGGUCCAUCCGCGUGGAGCCUCCAUGCCUUUAUGGCUUCUCCAAGCAACAUAAGGAUCCAGACACGAUACCCCUUAUGGACGACCCCCCCAUGCCAUCACCUCCUGGAGGCAAUCUUCCAUCUCUGUCUCUGCUGGACGGUGAUGACUAUAUGGAUGACCUGGUGGGAAGCUUCCCAGGCGUGGACGACCUGGAUGUGGGAUGGAGCGCACUGGAGUGA